Molecule: messenger RNA, 489 nt
Organism: Procambarus clarkii (red swamp crayfish)
Lineage: Eukaryota; Metazoa; Arthropoda; Malacostraca; Decapoda; Cambaridae
Product: large ribosomal subunit protein eL34
Biological process (GO): translation
Cellular component (GO): cytosolic large ribosomal subunit; ribosome
Molecular function (GO): structural constituent of ribosome
Source: RefSeq, a predicted model, not a curated record
UGCCAUAGAAAGUGUGUAGGUAGUAGUGUUGGCCAGCCUGGGCGAGGCCAUGUGUUGGGUGGUGUUGGUAUCCCUGGUCCUUCCCGCACCGCCCGCCACAACACUCACAUCAAAAUGGUGAGGCUAACGUAUCGUCGGCGGCUGUCGUACAACACUGCCAGCAACAGGAGAAAAAUUGUGAAGACUCCUGGUGGCCGUCUUGUUUAUCAUUAUCAGAAAAAGCCGGGUAAGGCCCCAGCUUGUGGUAAUUGCAAGACUAGGCUUCCUGGUAUUGUGGUUGCCAGGCCCCAUAAGCUCCAUCGCCUAUCAAAGCGCGUGAAGAGAGUAACCCGUGCGUAUGGAGGUAAUCUGUGCCACAAGUGUGUCCGUGAAAGGGUUGUGCGAGCAUUCCUGAUUGAGGAGCAGAAGAUUGUGGUAAAGGUCCUCAAGGCCCAGAAAGCUGCAUCAAAGACUAAGUAAACUGCUUAAGAAAUAAAAAAAAAAAAAACA